Messenger RNA from Salvia miltiorrhiza (redroot sage), 1185 nucleotides. RefSeq lists its product as uncharacterized. Gene Ontology annotation, molecular function: ubiquitin-protein transferase activity; zinc ion binding. Gene Ontology annotation, cellular component: membrane. The transcript has 7 exons. The record is from RefSeq and is a predicted model, not a curated record. The coding region runs from base 94 to 849 and encodes 251 amino acids. Lineage: Eukaryota; Viridiplantae; Streptophyta; Magnoliopsida; Lamiales; Lamiaceae. Gene Ontology annotation, biological process: protein ubiquitination.
UCUUACAUCUCUCUCUCUACAUACAUACAAUUUCUCUAAAACUUCAUCAUCAUCAUCAUCAUCCACUUCGAGAGAGAGAGAGAGAGAGAGAAUAUGGUGGAUGAAUUAAUGGUGGUGUGCGUGGACAGGAUUAUAGCAUCAGCUGCAUGCCUUCAACAACCAAAUAACACUACACCAGAAAAAGAAAGUGUUGCAGUUAGUGUUGGUGGUGGAAAUGAUGGCGAUGGUACAACAAAAGAUGGGAUUUUUAACGGAGGGAUUUCUUCUUCUUCUUCGACAGAAGUAAAAGGGAGAGUGAGUGAGUGCAGAAUUUGUCAGGAGGAAGACCACGACAAGGAUUUGGAGUCUCCUUGUGCUUGCUCCGGCACUCUCAAGUUUGCUCAUAGAAAGUGUGUCCAGAGAUGGUGCAACAAAAAAGGCGACAUCACCUGUGAAAUCUGCAAUCAGGUUUUUUCACCAAAUUAUAUUUGUCCACCCCCAAGAGGCAAUGCUGAUGUUAUGACUAUUGAUAUCAGACAAGCAUGGGAAGCUCAUGUUGAUCUUCACCACACUCAGUUAUUGGCCUUCACAGAAGCCGGGCAUCAGCUUUUGCAGUCAGAGUAUAACGACUAUGGCAUGGAAAACCGUAGGAUUCUUAUAUGCUUCCGCUCUGCUGUUAUCAUUCUGAUGCUGCUCUUGGUGAUACACCAAACUUUGAUGGUUAAAUUAGAUAUUGGGAUGCCACUGGGAUCAUCAGUUUUCUUCCAUUAUCUGAUUUCCAUUCUUCAGCUGGCUGGUUUUCUUCUUCCUUGCUACAUCGUGGCCCAUUCAUGGUACAUUGUACAAUACCGAAGGGGAAGGCAGGGAUGAGCUGAAUGGCUGACUCUAAAGGUAUGUCGAGGCGGCCGAUGUAUUUAUAGCCGAGCUAUUCUUCUUCUUCAAGUCUCUAGCUGCUUGCCUAAGCUAAGCUUAAUCUCAUAUUGAAAAGGUUUAACAUUGAAUUAUUUGAAUUUUGCUGCUGUUGCAAGGCAUGGUAGAAUUAGGCAUAUGUUUGAUGUUGUUAGUCUAUCUAGGAACUCAAAAAUGCAAUUGUAAAUGAGAUUUCCUUGAGUUCACUAGGUCCUCAAAUAAAUAUCUCCCGAGAUGAUUUAAUUGGUUAGGACUUAGGAGUGGACAAUUUCGUAAUUAAAAUAGUCUUUUCUUCUA